GAGAUCGCUUCGGUCUUUCUGCUGAGAUGAACUCCACGAUGAACUCUAAGAAUCACGCUUAUCUGAUGAUUACAGUAUACUUAUUUUCUGCAGCACUGAUUGAUAGAAUUAACCCACUCAAAUCUCCCUUUUGCUACUAUCGAACUCUGUCAAGGAGGUACGUGAAUAAUUAUUCUAAGUCUUGUGGAGCACCAAGCGCGUGAACAGUCUCAUCCUGUCGAAAACCUUGGCCUCGACUUCAAUAAUCUCGGUUAUUGUGCUAGAUUUUCUAGUACAAUAUGACGCGCUUUAUGAGCACAAGCACGUGGAACGAAUCUGCUCCUCCAAGCGAAAAGGAAGCUCGAGCUACCUCUCACCGUGUUCCUCUUGUCGGGAAGCAGCGCGUCCAAUUCUUCCAUCUCUUCGGCCACUCGCAACGUCUCCACAAAUUGGACAUCUCCGCCGAUUGAUUUGCCUGACCUGGUGUAUUCCGCUUUCCUAGUAAACGUGGAAGCACUUGAGUUCAUCGGCCUAGACAGAAAUGCAGCACAGCGUAUCUUCGACAAUCUCAAGUCAGCCCAGAUUGAUGACCGAGAGGAUGAAGAAGAAGCUAAAUUGCCUUGGUUCAUUCGAGGACAUCUGCCGCAACUAAAUACCAGGUUUGAGAACCUCCCAACCGCGGAUGCGUUCACCAGCGUCGGAUUGACAGCAGACACCAUCGCC
Messenger RNA from Bipolaris maydis ATCC 48331, 702 nucleotides. The record is from RefSeq and is a predicted model, not a curated record. Lineage: Eukaryota; Fungi; Ascomycota; Dothideomycetes; Pleosporales; Pleosporaceae.